Vigna radiata var. radiata (mung bean) is the source of this 1787-nucleotide messenger RNA. RefSeq lists its product as uncharacterized. The coding region runs from base 116 to 1603 and encodes 495 amino acids. Gene Ontology annotation, molecular function: protein binding. The transcript has 8 exons. NCBI's taxonomy places the organism in Eukaryota, Viridiplantae, Streptophyta, Magnoliopsida, Fabales, Fabaceae. The record is from RefSeq and is a predicted model, not a curated record.
UUGAAAAUUGAAAUGCUAACGGUGUGAUGCCAAUGUAAUUGGUGUGAGCAUUUACCGCUUCAGGUUCGGUUUCACUUUCUCCUCUUCUAUCCCAACUUUCAGGUUCUAGAGUUUAAUGGCGGAGCCACUGCGGUCGCCGGUGACGCCGCCGAAAACAACGAUAACCGAUCUGGACGAGGACUGCAUGGUUAACUGCGCCAAAUACCUGAGCCUCCGAGACGUUUGCAAUUUGGCGAUGACAUCCCCUGCUCUCAAACGCCUCGCCUAUUCCGAUUCCAUCUGGCAACGCUUCUUCAGGGAGCAGUGGCAUCAGCAGUUUCCUUUGCAUUGGAGUGGAAACGGAGCGAGGGAGGUCUAUCUGGCCAGAUACGCUGCGUUGCGACAAUUCAAGUUUCUCGACCCCUUCCUUCUCGAUUUAUGCGCGCGGGCUAAGCCUUGCAACCACUUGCUCCUCUGCGAAAAUAGUCUUUUCUUCUCACAGGGUUCACUUGUGAAAAUGAUGGAUUUGGAUGGCUAUCUGAAACGAACAACAGAUUUUUUCCACACCUUAAGUGAUCACAAAGCAAGAAUCACUUGUAUGAGGUUGUUUCCCCUUAAUGAAGUGACUUCAUUAUUUCGAGGCAAAACACUAGGGGAGGAGCAAAGUGUUUUAGUUACCUCCAGCUGCGAUCACUCCAUUCGCCUGUGGUGGAAGGGUUCAAGCUUGAGGUGCUUUAGAGGCCACAACGGUCCUGUUUUGUCACUGUCAAAUAAAUUAUUGGGUGAGGAUUGCAGCAAAGUUUUAGCAAGUGGAGGAGAAGAUGGUACUGUUCGACUAUGGUCUCUUAGCUCGAGUGGUGGACGAGGACAACGUGCUUUGAAGGCCACACUUUAUGGGCACGAAAAACCUGUAAAUAUAAUGUCCAUUGCUGGGCACAAAACUUCACUUUUGGCGACCAUCUCAAGAGAUUCUAAGGUGAGGGUAUGGGAUACUGCUACUGCUACAUCAUCUGCUGCUGUUCGUGCCUCCUUUUGUGUGGGCAUGACUUCUGUUCCUGGUACGCCUGUAAACAUGAAAUGCCAUGAAUCACUAUUAUAUGUGGCGGCUGGUUCCUCUGUCACUGCAAUUGAUUUAAGGACAAUGCAGAAAGUUGUCACCGCAGCUAUACAUCAACCAAAUUUGUGUUCAUUUGAUGCGGUUCCUUCAAAAUAUUUAAUAUGCACAGGUGGUGAUGGCAGGGCAAUGCUCUGGGAUAUUAGGAGAAAUCAACAAUCAUUAAAGCCAGAGCCUAUAGCUGAGUUGGAUGGACAUUGUGGACCAGUAACUUUACUGUACAUGGAUUCAUACAAAAUAGUUACUGCGGGGCCUAAAAAUGCUAACGUGAAUGUAUGGGAUGUGGACACGGGUGUACAAACAAAUUCCUUGCUUUGCUCUUCAAAUGAUGUUGCCGGAUCUGGCUGUGAUGCCAUGGCCGUAGAUGGGUGUAGAAUUACUACUGCUACCUCUUUUGAAGAUUAUGCUGUUGUGUGUUUCAGGGACUUCAACAGUGCUACCAAUCCUGUUGCAAAACAAGAAAACGAACUGACAUCAAAAUUUUGGGACUCUAUAUCUGAUGAUGACUGAAUCUUGGUGGCUCCCAAAAUUAUAUAGAUGAAUUUAAUUUUUUUUUUAGUUUGGAUAGAAAGUUUUACACAGUAUCUUAGUAUUAUGUCUUUCUUUAGUAGGAAUUCAGAUUGAACUCGGAAUGGUAUCAUCGCAUUUGGUUGUUUGGUAUGUGACCAACUUCUUAUAUGGAUAUGACUAUAUC